AUGGCGGAAAAACAUCGUUCGUCAAAACCUUCACCAUCUCGUUCAUAUCAUCGUUCACCAUCAUUUUCACAACAUCGUUCAUCAAAGCGACAACGAUACUCACCAUCAUCAUCACAUCGAGAUAAUUCACCAACACAUUAUCGCAAUUCAUCACAACGAAAAAAUUCAACAUCACUUCAUCGAACAUCUUCACAUUAUUCAUCAACACAUUGUUAUUCUUCACCAUCUCAACAUCCAGUAUUUGGACAUGGUUCAAGAUUUUAUUUACCGUCAUCCAAUUACCGACUUGUAUUCGUCAACAAUGAAACUUCAUUACAAGUGAUGAAUCAGAUAAUGGAUCACGUGGCACAAUGUCGGUUAUAUGCAAUAGACACGGAGUCUGAAAUGUCCAAUAAUGAACUAGCUUUAGUACAAGUUCAAUCGAUGCCUCAUCAAUUACCAUCUUACAUAAUUUUUAUUGAAUUACAUCAUUUACCUAGUCCAAAAUCAGAAAUGUAUGUAUAUGUAAAAAAAUUGUUUGAUUUAAUCUUUAGAUCAACAAACAAAUUGUACGGAUGGGGUAACAUAUACAUGGAGUUAAAUUCAAUUCAAAAUUUAAUUACACGGACUGAACCAGCUGAGCUUAUUAACAUCCAACCUCAUUAUGCUAUAUGGUACGAAAGGGCACGGAUUCUUUGUAGAGUCCAGAGCCUGAUGAAUCAACCUGAAGAAGAUAAUGAUGUUAAAAAUGAUCGACAAGUUGCUGCACAACCUGCAUGUUCGUGUCAUCCUGUAAGUCCAUAUAAACCAAGUGAAUUAUGGUCGUUACAGAAGGCUCUUUUUUAUGCAAGUGGAUUGGUCAUUGAAAAAGAAUGUACAAGGAGUCAUUGGGCACAGAGUUUGACGUCAACAAGCUCAUCAUUAUCAUAUUAUACUCAACAGAAGAUGAUCGAUUAUGCUAAGGAAGAUGUGAUGUCAGUGAUAUUUCUUCUAAGACCAAUAAUGGAACAAUGGACUUUUACAAUGAUAAAAGAUCGAAGAAUCGAUGAAGUAUUUAUGGCAUUCCAACCGACAAAAUUACCAACAUUACCAAAACCACACAAGAAAAAGAACAAGAACAAGAAUAUUGAUCUGGGAAAAUUUUCAAGAUUGUUGUACGGAAGAGAUCCAGGUUUAUCAGAUGAAGAAAUUUAUCUAUGCCAACUCAUCGAAGCAAAAGAUUCAAAUGACAAUGAUGUUACAGCUAAUGAUGGUGGUGUUGUUCCUGCAGUGAUUGAAAAAUCAACUGAAGAAUUAACUGAAGCAUUACAACAUGAUUUAAUAGAUAGUUCAGAUGAUGAAUUAUUAUGUGGUAAUGAUGAACUAAAUGCAGCAAUACAAGAACAACAAUUUGAUCAAGUAGAAAAUGAAUCAACUGAUGUUGAUCUUAUUUUAAAUGUCAAGCCUGAUACACCAAUUGAACAAGCACCACAACAACAAAUACAACAUAAAUCAGUUAGAUUAGGUCGAGCAAGAAGAAGUAGUGCAUGGAAGAAACACAACAACAAGAAGCGAAAUAAUACGAAGAAAAAAAAUCGUUAUCGAUAUUUCAUUAAAUUCGACUAUUAUAAUCGUUUUCCGAAGAAAUUAAUCAGGAAGAUUCUUCGAUACUACAACAUCGAAUUUACGCACGUCAAAGAAGAUGAUGAUAAAAGAUUAUUAAUUGGAUUAAAGAAUAGUGAAUGUGAACAAGACGCACGAAGGAAAUUAUCAAGCAGCAUGUUCAAUAGAAACGGUUACUUCCAUUAUCGAAGAAAAUUUGGACAUUAACCUCGUGCUGUUAUUUUUUCUAUUUUUUUAUAUAUUUUUUUUUUUUUGUCUUUCCUUUUUUGUGAUCUGUAUCCGGUGCGUUUGCUAGUAAUGUUAACAGAUAUUUUCUCUCUCUCAUUUUUUUUUCUCUUCUGAAAAAGUAUUUGUGAACAAAACUUUUUUCUUCAAGGGGAAGGGUGUUAUGGUUUAUUUCAUUCAGCCAUGACAUCUAUACCUCGACUAU
Messenger RNA from Rotaria sp. Silwood1, 2011 nucleotides. The record is from the annotation of a GenBank genome assembly. NCBI's taxonomy places the organism in Eukaryota, Metazoa, Rotifera, Eurotatoria, Philodinida, Philodinidae.